AUGACCAAGAUACUGUUCCCGUUCGGCUUUGGAGACGAUUUACUUAUCAACGAUGACGAUGACACUAACGGGGAGCUCCCAAUUCCAAUUGUGUUUCCCUUCUUCGGUCGUAAUUUCAGCUCGCUCUAUGUGAAUACUAAUGGACUGGUCUCGUUCCUCGACGAAAAUACUGGCUAUACACCAGACAGGUUUCCUCUGGAGGAAGACAUUCCUGUGGUAGCAGUCUUCUGGGGCGAUGUCGAUGUGGAGGAAGAACACACGGGUGGCAUCUUGUAUCGCACUGCUCUCCGUGACUCCCCGGGGCAUGCCACGUUGUUUGCACAAGCGGACGAAAUUGUCCGCCAGGUAUUCCCUCAGGUGGCGGGGUUUUCAGCCUCGUGGAUGCUAGUAGCGACUUGGCACAAAGUGGUCUUUCACGGAGCCGACGACAACGACGAUCCUUCAGCAAUUUACAAUACAUUCCAAGUUAUUUUGCUGACCAACGGAGUGCAGUCGUUUGCUAUGUUUAAUUACGCGAAUAUAACGUGGACGACCGGUACGUCAUCAGACGGCAAUGAAUCAGGACUUGGAGGCAUUCCCGCCCAGGUUGGUUUCGACGCCAGCGAUGGCGUCAACUACUACGAAGUACCCGGCUCACAGAGUGAUGACAUUGUCAACAUCGACCUGAGGUCCAACAUUAACACGACAGGCCGGUGGCUGUUCCGAAUUGACCUCGAUGAAAUACAGGAUAACGAAGCACCGAUAUUUCGGAGCUGCCAGUCCCCUGACAUUAUCUAUGUGACAGCGGGGACCAAUGGGAGUCGAGUCGUCUUGGACUCUGACGUAGUGUCUGCUGUUGAUGUCGUCGACGGCCCAGUUGCUGUCAGUUGCUCACUUGUAGACGGAGACUUGAUGAGGGUCCCAGUCACAUCCAAUGAUACUUUUCCUCUUGGGGUGACGACAGUAGAAUGUGAAGCCGUUGAUGCUGUUGGCAAUAAUGCUACUCCAUGCCGGUUCAAUGUAACCGUGAUUGAAGAAACAACAAAUAGUCAACUAGCUACAGAGGACCACGUACCCACAACUGACGCCCCUGGGGUCCCGUCAACUGAAGACCGCGCACCUGCAGCUGAGGCUACUGAGUUUUCGUCAACCGAAGACCACGCAUCCACAACUGAGGCCACUGAGUCCCCUUCAUCUGAAGACCACGCAUCUCCAACUGAGACCACUCAGUCCCCGUCAAAUGACGACCACUCACCCACAACUGAGGCCAAUGAAUCUCUGUCAAGUGACAACCCGACACCUCCUACUGAGGCACCGAAGUCCCCUUCAACUGACGACCUCACACCAGCUCCUGGGGCCACUCAGCCACCGUCAACUGACAAUCACACACCCUCAUCUGGCAUUACAAAGUCUUUAUCAACGGAAAGACAAGUACCAGAACCUGUAACAAACAUCACGUCUCCAACGAAGGGAAUUACUAUAGCACCCACAGUCGUGGUCACACACACAACGCACUCACCCACUAAAGGUCGCGUGGCACGCGUGUUUAGACUGCGAAUCUUAGGUAUCAAUGGAGACGCCGUUAACUUCUCGCCCGUGUUCAGCAAUCCCGGUUCAUCUGCCACUAAAGAUGUUCUUCGUACCUGUCAGCAAGUAGUGAUCUUUGUACUGAAACAAGAUGCACGGACCUCGGCCGUUCUUGAUGUUGUUGGUAUCAUUGUGGUAAGCGGGGGGAGCCUGAUUGUGGAAUUUGUGGCUUUAUUCGAUGGUACGAAUGACGCACCGGCGAUACCAGCUGUGUAUACCAUACAAAGCAUUCUGCAGUCUUCCAGCAGACUUGAGGACAACUCAGAUUACCUGGCAGUGGACACGCUGUAUGUCACCACAACACAAUCGAUAUCGACCUGCCCUUCCGACUACUGUGCAAAUGGUGGAACGUGUGAUGUCGUCGGACUCUACCCGCUGUUCAGUCUAACGUGCAGAUGCGGUACGUCCUUCACUGGUGAACACUGUGAGACCGUUAUCCCAAUCAGCGGAGGCAUACCAACUGAUCCCCCAAUGGCUGCAGUGACUGCUACGCCCAGUCAAGAUGGCUUAUCAUGGCCACUCUACUUGGUCAUCGCUGUUUGGCUUUUACUUCUUGUUCUUGCGAUGUGCGUGUUGACGUUUAUCUGCAUCAUUCUGAGGAGGAGGCGCUAUGCCCCAGCCAAGUCGGGCUAUGGCAUUCCCGCUCGUUGGGAAUUUGAUCGUCGGGCUAGGGAAGACAAUGUGUCUGUCUUCUCUCCCGCACCACAACCUUACCAGAUCUCAUCGGAACAGUUCUUGAGACCCUAUGUCGCAUUAGGCAACGAAGAGAUGAUGUAUCAUGAAUACGAAGAGGGACAAGUGGAACAUUUCAAAGGUCGGCUCGUGCGGAACCCCGCCUUUUCUGGCCACUACUAGAUCGAUCGCUCUGCCUUCCUGUUGGUGUGCCGUUGUUUUAAUGAUGAUGUUUCUCUAAUUGCAAACAACACUUCAUGGUUAUCUGUGGCUUGCUUCAUAUUUCAGAUGUUAGGUUAGCAAUAUUGUGUAUGAAUGUAUUAAACUGUUUGGGGACUUGGAGUGUAUGUAAACAUAUAGUAUACUUUCAUAAUAAUCCGUAAUGAGGAUCUUUGUAGCGCGUUCUAACAAUAAUUAUUUUGACAAUAAUUAGUAUUUCCCGUUAAGCCCCAGACAUCAGGGAAAGUAUUAUAUGGUGCAUAAAUUUAGAUAUCUAUUCAAUGAAUGUGGUUUGUAGUGUGGUGUGCAGUUACAUAAAUUAUGUUAAAGAGGUAGUGGUAAAGAUAGCAAUUUCAUGAAGGUGUUGUGUACUUUCCAAAAGAAUUUGUAAUAGGUCUAUAGUAGACAGUAUUAGUCACUAGAUUAUUUUCGAACUAAUUUGGUAUGUAGGUCUACCUGAUUAUCAUAAUAUGUAUGCUAACGCUGUUUUGAUAGUUUCAUUUUUCAUUUAAUAUUUUCAUUUAAAUCGAAAUAGACUGUUGUGAAAAUUCAUGUUUAUUCAGCAGUGGAUACCUCGGGUUGAUGCAUUAAGAGGUGUUAAGGGGAAUUCACAUUCAUCAGGGUCGGUGACAACUCCGCCUUUUUGCUCUUUUGCUGAGUGAGCCUUGCCUACACGGCUGGGGCAAAGCUCCCCUAAAUCUCGGCAAAUUUCCCGAAUAUAUCGGGACUUAUGCAACAGCAGUGCCACUGUCAUUGUUGCCCAGGGUAAGUCCAUGAACUCUUCAGUGUGUUUGCACCAAGUAUUAUUGGGCACAAUACUGGCGAUUCACAAUAGUGCGCCACCAAAAGUUUGCGACGCGUUGGCCAAUCAUAACGCGCGAAAUUUGUCGACCCUUUCCAAACCCGCAUUGGGUCGACAAAUUUAGCGCGGUAUGAUCGGCCAACGCAAAUCCAGAAUAAAGAAAAGAGAAUACGGGAUUUAGGGAGUACUGUUAUGUAACAAUGAGUAGGCCUACUCCCAAAAAGUACAUGCAGGGAUUCUUUAGGGGUUAAUUCUUUUAGAAGAAGAAAAGAAGCAACUUUGUAAACUCUGGCAGUAUGUAAAAACUCUUAACGGUACAUGCAUCAAUAUUCAAUAGCAAUGCAGGGAACAGCAAACAAGUGUUCCAAGAAAUAUAGCAAGUAUUAUUAUAAACUGAAAGUGUCUGUUGUGCACUUUUUAUCGGUGUCAGAAGCUUUUUUGAAAUUCGUAUCCCUGAAUGUAGGAUGUUAUUUUCACACAGUGACGCUGGUAUUACAAGGAUUUUUUUUCAUUUUACGUAUCCACACGUGUGAAAACUUCCAUGGCACUGAGUUUACGCAUAAUCCCAACGAAGGAUAAAAAAGUUCUCGUAUUGUGGGUCAAAAUACUAUGUGGAUUACUUUGUGCGCAAUGUACUCGUAAUGGUUUUCAUGGAAAUGCCUAUACGUGUAGAUACAAUUCAGGAAAAAAUCCGUUACUAUAGCUUGUUUAAAACAUGACGUCGUGUUACAGGAUCCCCCUUUCCACC
Molecule: messenger RNA, 4007 nt
Organism: Acanthaster planci (crown-of-thorns starfish)
Lineage: Eukaryota; Metazoa; Echinodermata; Asteroidea; Valvatida; Acanthasteridae
Biological process (GO): cell-matrix adhesion
Source: RefSeq, a predicted model, not a curated record